This is a messenger RNA of Impatiens glandulifera, 1351 nucleotides long. RefSeq names its product probable CCR4-associated factor 1 homolog 6. Gene Ontology annotation, molecular function: poly(A)-specific ribonuclease activity; nucleic acid binding. Bases 271 to 1092 code for a protein of 273 amino acids. Gene Ontology annotation, cellular component: CCR4-NOT core complex; CCR4-NOT complex; P-body. Lineage: Eukaryota; Viridiplantae; Streptophyta; Magnoliopsida; Ericales; Balsaminaceae. The record is from RefSeq and is a predicted model, not a curated record. The transcript has 2 exons.
ACUUGUCUCUCUCUCUCUCUCUCUUGUUUCUUUCUUUCUUUCUUGUUUCUUCUUUUCUCUCGCCCUAUCUCUUCUUCUUCUUCUUCAUAGUUGACCUGCGAAUCUUAAGGCAAAAGCAUCGAUAAAAUCUUUACACUUAUGCGACAAGAUCGGAAACGUUGUGAAGCUCGCUCUAGAUCCGAUCUUUUCAACCCUUGUUUAUCUUAAUCGAGAUCUGGCUCACUUAAUCGAAUCGGACUAUUACCCUGUUUUCAAAAUUGAUUCCUGAAUAUGUCUGCCGAGCUUAAACCCGAAUCGGUUCACAUCCGCGAGGUUUGGGGUCAUAAUCUUGAGGAAGAAUUUAAACUGAUUAAUUCAAUUGUUGAUGAUUAUCCUUACAUAGCUAUGGAUACUGAGUUUCCUGGAGUUGUUCUUCGUCCUUUGGCUACUUUCAAACAUAUCAAUGAAUAUAACUAUCAGACUUUGAAGGAUAACGUUGAUAUGUUGAAGUUGAUUCAGUUGGGUCUUACAUUUUCUGAUGAGAAUGGUAAUUUACCAACUUGUGGUACUGAUAGAUGUUGUAUUUGGCAAUUCAAUUUCCGUGAAUUUAAUGUUAGCGAAGAUAUUUUCGCUAAUGAUUCGAUUGAGUUGUUGAAACUAUGUGGGAUUGAUUUCGAGAAGAACAGUGAAAUGGGUAUUGAUUCUAAUCGAUUUGGUGAACUCUUGAUGUCUUCUGGUGUUGUUCUUAAUGAUGAUGUUCAAUGGGUAACAUUUCAUAGUGGGUAUGAUUUUGGGUAUCUUCUUAAGGUUUUAACUUGCAGGAGUUUGCCAGAUACUCAAUCGGGGUUCUUCAAAUUACUUCAUAUGUAUUUCCCCAUUGUUUAUGAUAUCAAGCAUUUGAUGAAGUUCUGUAACAGUCUACAUGGAGGUUUGAGCAAACUUGCAGAGCUUUUAGAAGUUGAGAGGAUUGGGGCUUCUCAUCAGGCGGGUUCUGAUAGUUUACUUACUUCGUGUGCGUUCAAGAAGUUAAAGGAUAGUUUCUUCAAUGGUAAUACAGAGAAGUAUGCUGGUGUUCUGUAUGGCCUUGGUGUUGAUAAUGGAUCAGAAAACUGAAAGAAAAAAAAAACAAAAAAAAAAAACAUUGUUUUGUUGACCACUUAGGCACAUGACUGAUUUCUAUUUGUGUACACAAAUUGCAAGAAAGUUGUUUUUCCUUAUUAUUAUUGUUGUCCAUGUGUUUGUGCUUGUUUACUUUGUUUUUCUGUAAACUAGUUGUAGAACCCUUGAUGGGUUUUGUAGCUGUAGAAGUGUAAAAUAUCAUGGUUUUAGAGCCUCUCUACCAAUAACAAACCUUAACAUCUACAAGCUUUCA